CACCCAAGCUAAGAUGCCCGUCAUGUAGAGCGCCCAUAGUCGCGACGUACCCCACAGAUUUGCGAGCAUCGCGCGCAGCCUGGCGCCAUUGUCGGUAGGAAGCGACGGUGGUGAACGUAUCCAAAGACAUCUUGGUGAAAUUACGAAACAUUUAACAAAUAAAUAUACGAUCUUGCCACGUCGUACGAUGGGCCGGAGUGGAGGGUAGAUAGAUGAUCGCGGAUUUCCGUCAUCCCGAUCAGGACUACCAUCAUGUCCAUAUCCAUAUCCAAAGCAGAAAAAUCCUACAUCCAAACGGGGCUCCUCUCCACUCCUCCCGAAGACAAGACGGCCGCUCCCUACUCGACUUUCGGACCAUCUCCCUCGAAACCGGGGUAGCCCCCCUCGCAAACGGCAGCGCGCGCCUCCUCCUCGGGGAUGGGACCGAACUCGUCGCAGCCACCAAACUCCAAGUCUCCGAUGACCCCCUCGCCUCCCUAACCUGCACAGUAACCUGCUCACCCACCGCCUACCCGCACCUCUCCCCGCCCACCCUCGACGACCUCCAAUCAGACCUCACCGCCCUCCUCCAAGCAACCCUCUCCCAACACCGCCCCCUCAACCUCACCAUCCUCCCCUCCAAAAAAUCCUGGUCCCUCCACCUCGACGUCCUCGUCCUCUCCGACUCGGGAAACAUCCACGACGCACUAUUCAUCGCCGCCCGUGCCGCCCUCUACGACACAAAAGUACCCCGAACACGCGCCGUUCAAUAUAAAGCCCGUAAAGACAGUGGUUUCGACAUGCAUACCGCCCCUACGGAUUUCGAGCUACCCGACUAUUGGGACGAGGGCGAGGUCCUAGCAGGGAGGGAUACUUGGCCUGUGUGCGUCACGCUCAACAUCGAGUCGCCUACUGUGCACUACCUCGAUGCGAUCCUCCAGGAAGAAGCCUCCACUCCCCUCCGCUUGCUCCUCAUAUUCUCCUUUGCCGGCUCCGAGUCUACUCUCCAGGGGAUGCGUACGCUUGGAUCGGGGGAUCUCAGGGUACCGCAUAUCAAGGCUUUGUUGGUGGACGGCGAGAAAUACGCACGGGAGAUCAUGCAGGCGUUGAAUUCGAAACUCAAAGAAGAGGAUCUCAGGCGGAACCAAAAGGCUCGGGCUCGGUUCGAGCAGCGGUUUUGAACACUUUCUAAUGUUAUCGCUCACCGUACGGCGUACUAGAAGAAAAAUGACUGGAUCCGGGUGCAGUCGAGAGGGAUUGUGAAAAAUUUCGACCAAGCUGAAGCGUCUCAAAAAUAGGCGAAAAAGUCAUAUCUACAACACAACUACGACCCCCUCCCAAGCCAUCUUUUCUUGCCUGGUUCCUUUGUGUGACGCGUCCUCGACCUCAAGGCCUCAACCUCCAUAAAAAUGACCCUCUGCUCAAAAACCCCUACCCUCUUACGCCGCAUACAUGAUACUCCAACUCCAGUACCUACCU
Molecule: messenger RNA, 1458 nt
Organism: Desarmillaria tabescens
Lineage: Eukaryota; Fungi; Basidiomycota; Agaricomycetes; Agaricales; Physalacriaceae
Product: ribosomal protein S5 domain 2-type protein
Exons: 2
Coding region: 213-1160 (315 amino acids)
Biological process (GO): nuclear polyadenylation-dependent rRNA catabolic process; TRAMP-dependent tRNA surveillance pathway; U5 snRNA 3'-end processing
Cellular component (GO): nuclear exosome (RNase complex); cytoplasmic exosome (RNase complex)
Molecular function (GO): mRNA 3'-UTR AU-rich region binding
Source: RefSeq, a predicted model, not a curated record